UGUCUCCGUCAGCACUGUUGUGUGACAUCUCACGCAGCGCAUUAUCAUACACAUUCACGCUUCAUCCUCACCCUGUCCCUCCGCUCGAGGAGUCGCAGCAGCACAACAUGGCCUCCGACUCCUGCAGAGCACUCACGAAGCGCUCAUCAUCCACCACGCUCAUGGGCCCGCCGCCUCCACCCCCGAAACGAAUAAAACGACCGGCAAAGGUCCUCGACGAAGACACCUACACCAACGCACUCGACCACAUCAUCAAACGCGACUUCUUCCCCGGCCUGCUAGAGACGGAAACACAGCACGAAUACCUCGACGCGAUCAGCUCCCGAGACAGCCAAUGGAUCGCAGAGGCAGAGAGGAAAUUGACAGAGGUCAUGACGCCCCGGCCCGACGGACGACGCGGGCGCAGAGGCGUCAGCAUGACGCCUGCCAGGGCGAUGGAAUCUGCUGGUGAGACGCCGCGAGGCUGGACGGGUGAUACGCCGCGGACGCAGGUAGAUGAAGGAGGGAAGACGGGCGAAGCUGCAGAGAAGGACAAGAAGCCGCAUCUCAACAUGUCGCUCGGCGAGUUCCAGGCGACAUACACGUCCGAAGACAACGAGUCGUUCAACGCCGUGCUCGACAGGGAGAACGAGAAGAAGCGGAAGCAGAACGGCUAUCUGUGGGCGGGAAACAGGAUCCCGUCGAAGCGACAGCUCGCAUGGCACGCUGCUCGCUCAUCACAAGAAGAAGAUGAAAAUGCAAUCGAAGCGCAGCACAACAACCUCAUCAAACCCUCCUCCUCCACCACCACAACCCUCAUCCGCACAACCCACGCCCCGGACCCCCGCCCCGCAUCCCUCACCCACCGCCCCUCCUCCACCCCCACAAACGCAAUCCUCUUCCCCCCCUCCAGCAUCGAACACACCCACCCCACAACCCUCGACGCCGCCCUCUCCCGCUCCCUCAUGCCCCCCAAACGCACAAUCUACACAAACACCCGCCUUGCCCCCGACCCUCUCCACCCUUCCUCAAUCCCCCCCGCAUCCCCCUCCCUCUCCGCCAUCGACGCCGCCAUCGCCCGCCGUCCCCGUCCCUCGCUCUCACUCCCUGGCUCCUCCGGCGCGGAAACCCCGCGUGUGAAUGGCUAUGCUUUUGUCGAUGCUGAGCCUGAGUCUGAGCUUACCCCUGAACCCGACUCGCGAUCGGCGUCUGCGCUGCUCGCCCGUCUUGGCCCUGCUGACUCAACCCCGAACCCGUUCUCGAUUCAAAGGGUCAGCAGGCGCGAGGAUCUGCAUCAUAGGCUUGUUGAUCGACGGGCUGCGUUGCAUAAGAGGGGGGUGUUGGGCGUGGUUGGGGGUGGGGGUGGUGGUGGUGGUGGUGGUAUGAGUAGUGGUGGUAGGGACGAUGGAAAUACACCGCGUUUCGCGAGCAGUCCGGUUCAGCAUGGGAGUUUGACGCCCGCGGCGAGGCGGUUGUUGGAGAGGGUGGGGACGCCGAAAAGGGGGGUUGGGUUUGGUGGUGGUGCUGGUGGAGGGGAGGAGAAAGGGGAGAGGGCGUGGGUGAGGACGAGGACGCCGGUUGGGGGGACGCCGAGGGGUGUGCUGAGGGGGAGGGGAAAGGGGUGA
Molecule: messenger RNA, 1604 nt
Organism: Pseudovirgaria hyperparasitica
Lineage: Eukaryota; Fungi; Ascomycota; Dothideomycetes; Acrospermales; Acrospermaceae
Exons: 1
Coding region: 108-1604 (498 amino acids)
Cellular component (GO): catalytic step 2 spliceosome
Source: RefSeq, a predicted model, not a curated record